Messenger RNA from Cucumis sativus (cucumber), 1822 nucleotides. RefSeq lists its product as hypothetical. Bases 122 to 1315 code for a protein of 397 amino acids. Lineage: Eukaryota; Viridiplantae; Streptophyta; Magnoliopsida; Cucurbitales; Cucurbitaceae. The record is from RefSeq and is a predicted model, not a curated record. The transcript has 7 exons.
ACACUCUCUGGUUCAAGUUUCCUUCUCUCUUUCCUUCUCAUAUGGUUUCUUAAUUCACACAAAACGCAUUUGGGUCAUUCAUUGCGUGCAUUCUUUAAAUCUUUUCAACCAAGAUAUAGAAAUGUUGGGAACUACGUUGCAGUUUGGGGGAAUCAAAGGUGAAGAUCGGUUUUAUGUUCCGGUAAGAGCAAGAAAGAAUUAUAAUCAGCAAAAGCCUUCGAGGAAUCCUACCAAGACCGAUGAAACUGAGAGCCUAUCGAGUAAAGUUGUGGGUUGUACUACAAAGCCUUGCGAGGAAUUAACUCCUCAGUCUAAGAGCAACUUAGAGAGAUUCCUGGAAGCCACAAGGCCUUCAGUUCCAGCGCAGUACUUCUCUAAGACAACUAUGAGGGAUUGGAGGACUUGUGAUAUUGAGUUUCAACCUUAUUUCAUUCUGAAUGAUCUGUGGGAGUCUUUCAAGGAGUGGAGUGCAUAUGGCGCUGGAGUUCCUUUAGUACUUGAUGGAGGUGACUCUGUUGUUCAAUAUUACGUUCCAUAUUUGUCUGGUAUCCAAAUAUAUGGCGAAGCUGCUGCAUUGAGAUCAGAUUCUCACGUCAGGCUGGCUUGUGAGGACAGUGAUCUUGAUUCUUCUAGAGAUACAAGCAGUGAUGGAAGCAUUGAUCACGAUCUAGGAAAAAGCUUUAACUUUUCAAGAGAACAGUGGGAUCAUCCCCAUUUAGCUUGUGAAAACAUGCUAAAAAUGAGAAAGACAUCUUUAACUGAUGAACAUAAAAUGGUGCAAGAAGGUUUUUUGAGUGAUGAUGGGGAUGCAGGAUAUCCUCGGAGUAGUUUGCUCUUUCAGUUUCUCGAGCAAGAUCUUCCUUAUCAACGUGUACCAUUGGCUGAUAAAAUAUUUGAACUUGCUUACCAAUUUCCUGGUUUGAAAACUUUGAGUAGUUGUGAUAUCCUGCCAGCCAGUUGGGUCUCUGUAGCGUGGUACCCUAUAUACCGUAUACCCACGGGUCCGACCUUAAAAGAUUUGGAUGCGUGCUUUUUAACAUAUCACUCCCUUUCCACACCAAAAAAAGGUAAUAGACAUAGCUUGCCACCAAUAAUGGUAUAUCCCAAGGACAUUGAUGAUAUCACAAAGAUUUCCCUGCCUGUUUUUGGAAUGGCUUCUUAUAAGGUAAAAGGAUCAAUAUGGGGGCAAAAUGGCAUCAGCGACCAUCAAAAAGCAAAUUCUCUUAUGCAGGCAGCAGAUAAGUGGUUGAGGAGCCUUCAGGUCAGUCAACCUGAUUUUCAGUUCUUUUCAUCUCAUGGAACAUAUUGGAGAUGACAGAUGAUGACUACAUAUAUGUCUACUUGUCUGUUGCCCAUUUGAACUGCCGAAAUAACGAGCUCGUGCCCUUACUGACUAUUUGACUUGCACCCCAUACUGGUGAGGUUUCAUUUUGAUUUUGGAUGGUUUGUUUUUUCUGGGAAUAUAUUUCAAGGAAAAAGUCCAGAACAACUAGUUAGAACCAUUUGCAAAAUGGGCGAGGAGAGCAAUGAGUGUGAAAUGUAAUAUCAGAAAAGGGCUCAUUUGAAGGCGGCAAAAGUAAUAUGGACUUGGAAACUAGUGGCAAUCAGGAUGGAAGGGUAUCAUUUUACGCUCUCCUCGAAAACUUGUGUGAAGCUAUUCUCUAUUUUUACACUCCCAAAUUUAGAAUCAUUGUUUCUCUUGUUCUGUAAACUUGAAGUACAAAUUGCUACUCUGUAUAUUUCCUAUAUGCCUUUUGUGUUGGAUAUCUUUUUAGAUUUACUCAUAAGUAAAGAUGAAAAUAGAAAUAUUAUCUUCGUCCCA